CGCGGUCACGUCUCCGCCGGUCACGGUCGUGUCGGAAAGCACCGCAAGCAUCCCGGUGGUCGUGGUCUUGCCGGUGGUCAGCACCACCACCGUACCAACAUGGACAAGUACCAUCCCGGUUACUUCGGAAAGGUUGGUAUGCGAUACUUCCACAAGCUUCAGAACCAGUUCUGGAAGCCCGUCAUCAACCUCGACAAGCUCUGGGCUCUCAUCCCUGCUGAGAAGCGCGAUGAAUACCUCAAGAACAAGUCCUCUGGCACCGCUCCCGUUCUCGACCUCCUUCCCCUUGGAUACUCGAAGGUUCUAGGCAAGGGCCGCAUCCCCGAAGUCCCGCUCAUCGUCCGCGCCCGCUACUUCAGCAAGGAGGCCGAGCGCAAGAUUACUGAGGCCGGUGGUGUCGUCCAGCUUGUGGCAUAA
This is a messenger RNA of Pseudovirgaria hyperparasitica, 417 nucleotides long. RefSeq lists its product as uncharacterized. The transcript has 3 exons. The annotation marks the transcript as partial. The record is from RefSeq and is a predicted model, not a curated record. Gene Ontology annotation, molecular function: structural constituent of ribosome. NCBI's taxonomy places the organism in Eukaryota, Fungi, Ascomycota, Dothideomycetes, Acrospermales, Acrospermaceae. Gene Ontology annotation, biological process: translation. Gene Ontology annotation, cellular component: ribosome; cytosolic large ribosomal subunit.